This is a messenger RNA of Fusarium redolens, 1149 nucleotides long. RefSeq lists its product as uncharacterized. The record is from RefSeq and is a predicted model, not a curated record. Bases 1 to 1149 code for a protein of 382 amino acids. The transcript has 5 exons. Lineage: Eukaryota; Fungi; Ascomycota; Sordariomycetes; Hypocreales; Nectriaceae.
AUGCCAGUAAUAAGAAGCGGCUCAACACGGGACAUUUACAAGGCACCCUUGUCUGCUGUCCUUCGUCGCCACGGCCGUGAGCGUCGUGAAGGCUGGAGUCAAGGUGAAGAUCCGACUGACUUCAUGCCUCCCCACCAAGACGAAGAGCCCAGCCAUGAGCCUGCUGAAUCCUCAAAAGGGAAACAACCUGAGCCUCAGCGUCUCCCAUCUAGAACUGGUUACGAUGCAGCUGUGCUUCUUGACUUGUGCGACACUAUUCGCAGCAGCCUGCACGAGGGACGUCCCGAGGACAGGUGGGAAGAAGCCAUGGGCUUUCUCGCUGCGCUGCUAAGAGACGAGGAGCAUUACAACCGCGCAAUAGAGUUCGAGACUAUACGCGACACGCACCUUGACAAGCUUAUAUCGGAUAUUAUGGACCCCAAAUAUCGCCACCCAAGAGUACCUAUUAGAUUUUCAAAAGAUGUUGAAAGAGCAGAGACCCUAGAACGGAAAUGGGUUGAGAGGUUUCGAGGUCCCUACUUCAAUAUGGAGCAAAACCGCUAUCGGGAUCUCCCCAAGACGGGACGGCUCAGGGAUGUGACUCUGAACCCCAAUGCAGACAACCCAGAGGAACGUUGGCAAGCCAAAGAAGGUAAGACCUUGUCAGAGCUGGAGGGUAAUCUGGAAAUCGAACCUGGGCAUUGGUGGCUUAACUUGGCUUGCGCGCAUCGGGAUGGUAUUGUUGGUAGUGCUCGCGAGAAACCUACCAAGGGCAAAUAUGGAGUUGCCGCAUUGCCGUUGCUCACAGGGCAAGAAAAAAUUGAUGAAGGGGAGGGAACCCUGAAAUAUGUCAGGCAGGGAAGAAUUACUGACAUACAUGUUUCGCUCAUAUCUCAAGUGGGAGCCACCUUUCGCAUCCUGCGAGGCCAUCACCUCAGAAGCCCCUAUGCACCAAAAGUCGGUAUACGUUAUGAUGGUUUUCAAUGGUUUAACGAAGUCAGCGACCGGCACCAUAUGAUGCUUACUUUGGAAAGAGUUGAGGAUCAGAAACCAAUAGAGGAUAUCUUGCAUAUACCCCGUCCAUCCGAGAUGGACGACUGGGAGCUCUAUGAGAAAUAUGAGGGCGAGGCGAUCAAAAAGCACAAGGGAAAUAAGGCCCUUCUCGACUAG